This is a messenger RNA of Cladophialophora carrionii CBS 160.54, 1419 nucleotides long. RefSeq lists its product as uncharacterized. Gene Ontology annotation, molecular function: FAD binding. The record is from RefSeq and is a predicted model, not a curated record. Bases 1 to 1419 code for a protein of 472 amino acids. The transcript is spliced from 6 exons. NCBI's taxonomy places the organism in Eukaryota, Fungi, Ascomycota, Eurotiomycetes, Chaetothyriales, Herpotrichiellaceae.
AUGGCGCUCGAUCCGGAGCAUGUCGACUAUCUCGGCUCGAUCUUGAGUUCCGACGAAAUCAUCUUUCCCUCGUCAUAUCGAUACCGCGCUGAAUCAUUGCCAUGGGCGGCUCAGAAAGACCAAAAGCCGGUGUUGGUGAUUCGCCCAGCAAACGUCGAAUCCUUGAGCAAGGCCUUAGCGUACCUUUCAACCACUGAUUUGGGUAUUGGCAUUCGCAGUCAAGGUGUGGGCUCAGCUUCGGCUAAGGAUGUCUUGAUUAGCUUGACAGCCUUUGAUGGCAUCGAGUUCGACCAGCAGAAUGAGACCGUCACAGUCGGCGCCGGACAGAGUUGGGGGGAGUACUAUGAGAAGAUGGACAAGAUCGCGCCGGGAUAUGCGACUGUCUCUGUGCGCACACCUUGUGUAGGCGUUGGUGGAAGUAUUCUCGGUGGUGGAUACUCCUGGCUGUCCUCGGAAUUUGGGUUGACUUCGGAUCCGGUCAAUUUGCUUGAUGCCCAGGUUGUCAAAGUCGAUGGCACCGUGUUAUGGGCGGCCGAAGAUCCUGACCUGCUCUUUGCCCUCAGAGGAGCGUAUGGCUUUGCUGUGGUUACCCAGUUCAAACUCCGAGCUCGCACGUAUCAGCAUGAGAUAUGGGGAGGUAACAUCUUCAUCCCAAGGACUCAGCUAAAAGCAGUCGUCGAAGGCAUCGUGGCCAUGGACUCGAGACCACCCAACCCCAAAGUAGCCUUCUAUCUGUUCAUGAUGCGAAAAGAACAACUAGCCUUCAUACGCGCGGAAGAAGACAUGUUGAUGAUUCAAGCGUUCGACGCAUUAGGCGCAGCGCACGGCAGAAGUCCUGGUGGCUUCAAAUGGGCGCUUGACUGUCCUGGGGCCGUCGACAAGACCAAGACCUUGAGCCUCUCAGAACUGGCCAAGUUGCAAGAGAGCAUUGGAAAGAUCAAAGGCACAGCGAACACGUGGUGGGCACCAAUGGCCCUGUCCAUCGUGGAUGAUGCAAUACUUCUUCGAGCGUUCGACUGGUAUGACAAGGCGGCGAAGUCACCUGGCACCGUUGGGGAACGUGUGGCUUUGUUCUUCGAGUUCUUCACCACACGAGACUCUUUGACCCCGGAUAUCGAGUCAGCUUGGCCACGUCCCAGAGGCUUCCAGCACAAGAUAACGAUCAGCGCUGGGACAGACAUCGCUGCGUCUGACAGAGAAGCCGAUAUGGCGAGAAGUCUUGUCCGCGACGGUGCGAAACAAGUGGUGAACUUAUCAGGUCCCAUCCAAAUUGUACCCAACGCCAUAGAGGACUUUCAUGACCCUGUCGCCCAGAUAUAUCGAGAACACUAUCCACGACUGCAAGAGUUGAAGAAGAGAUUCGACCCCGAUAACAAACUGGGAGGUCCUGUCAAGUUGACGUCGCCAGUGCGAUUUUGA